Messenger RNA from Ectocarpus siliculosus, 759 nucleotides. Lineage: Eukaryota; Phaeophyceae; Ectocarpales; Ectocarpaceae. The record is from the annotation of a GenBank genome assembly.
UUGAACGUUGAGGUACCCGCGAUGGCAGCAAAAGGGUUGGCAACAGCAGCGUCAGCUGCGCGGAGGAGGGGCAGAGCGGUUCCAAAGAUUGACUUAUUCUACGAUGUAGCCAGCCCGUACAGCUGGCUGGCAUUCGAGACGCUGAUGCGAUAUCGCGACCUCGGCGUGUGGGACGCCGACAUCACGCUCCGCCCGUUCUUCCUCGGCGGCAUCAUGAAAGCCACAGGAAACAAGCCCCCAGCGACUUUGAAAGCGAAAGGGAAGUACAUGAAGGGAGACCUGGCGAGGAUGGCGAAGUACCAUGGCGCCCCACUCGUGCCCCUCAAGGACCCCCGCGCAAUGUUCGAGACGCUCGCCGCCCAAAGACUGCUAAACGCGGCGGCAGUGGAUGCGCCGGAGCAACUAGAGGGCCUCACCCGCGAACUGUGGACGAGGCUGUGGGGGGGCGGGGGGGACAUUGCCAGCGAGCAGGGUCUCCAGGAGGCGUGCAUGGGGACGGGGAUGGACGCUAGCUCUGCCAGAUCUCUCUUGGCAAGAUCGGGCGAUGCUGACAUCAAGGCUAGGCUCAAAGAGGAGACAGAAGUAGCCCUCCGGAGGGGCGCGUUUGGGGCGCCUUGGAUAUCCCUUCGAACAUGCGCCGACGACGAUGACGAUAGGAAGCCUUGGGAGGCGUUCUUCGGCUGCGAUCGGUUCGACGUGUUGGCGCAGGCCAUGGGACAACCGUGGUUCGGACCCCACCCUAGCCUAUCGAAACUCUAG